AUGCAAGAGCAGGAGCAGGAGCAGCCCCAAGUCAAGGUCCUCACCACCCCCGAACUCCUUGAGAUCAUUCUCCUCCACCUCGACAUUCGCACACUCCUCGUCUCGGCCCAGCGAGUAUGCCAAACCUGGAAAGUCCUCAUUCAGACCUCGCCUGCAAUCCAACAAGCACUCUUCUUCCGGUCGGCCACACCAAACCCUAACUCGAAAAAGGCAAAAUUGCAUGGGCAUGCAAAAUCAAUUUGGAACUCUCUCCUUUCAUCCCCCCGAAAAAGGACACAAUCUCAGGGCAAGGAAGUAUGA
Messenger RNA from Penicillium waksmanii, 300 nucleotides. RefSeq lists its product as uncharacterized. The record is from RefSeq and is a predicted model, not a curated record. NCBI's taxonomy places the organism in Eukaryota, Fungi, Ascomycota, Eurotiomycetes, Eurotiales, Aspergillaceae. The transcript has a single exon. Gene Ontology annotation, molecular function: protein binding. Bases 1 to 300 code for a protein of 99 amino acids.